UAGUAGCGCAUUAACGAGACCUAAACGUCGUGGUAACUAAUUCUUUCCUCCACCUCAAAUGACAACAUCAUGAAUCAUGCCAAUAAUGGUAGGCCAAGCAAAACAGGCAUCUAUCCCACACGAGCCUACUAGCAGAGGGUGUCGAGCAAGCAUAUGCUCGAUAUUUUCAGACAUGGGUGUACGGUGUACUACCUCCUGUUGCAGCCUCGUCACCGGGAAAAUUUAAAAAGAAAAGACCAAUACCAGUACUGUGCAUGCAUGAUUGAUUCCGAGCCCACCACUGCAAGAGAUGCUGCCUCCCUGCCAUUUUGGCACUUCCUCUCGCCGUCACAAUUUUGCAAAUUGCACCUCGCUCUCAGUUUAUAUAGGUCAACCACAACGCCUUAUAUUACAACCCCCUGCAUACUAAGCAUCCCCUCUCUCUCUCUCUCUCUCUCUCUCUCUCUCUCUCUCUCUCUCUGAACACGCGAAGAGCGAGAGCCAUGGAGGUCGCGGCCACUUCUUCCUUGCUUCUUGGAGCUCAUCACGCUCAUGGCGUCCUACUCCUACCGGCGUCGCCGGCGGAGACGAUGAAACGAAGCUACUACACGAGGAGGAAGCCUAGCCGCCUUCCCACCGUGAGGGCGUUCAUGGCGAGGCCGCAUCAUCAGAACGUGGCGGCGCCGCCACCGGCCAGUAGCAAGAUGGUGACGGCGGUGCCGCCACCGCCACCGGUGAGGGAGACCACGGCCGUGACGCCGACACUGCCGGCAACGACGGUGUACCGCGACAACUGGUUCGACAAUCUGGCCAUCGGCUACCUGUCCCGGAGCCUUCAAGAAGCUUCUGGGAUGAAGAACGGAAAGGACGGCUACGAAGGCCUGAUAGAGGCAGCCCUCGCCAUCUCCGGGCUGUUCAGGGUUGAACAGCAGUGGCAGACUGUGGCCACCGCUCUCGAACGCGCGUUCCCCAGCUACAUCCUCACAAUGAUCAAGGUGAUGAUGCCACCUUCCAGAUUUUCCCGGGAGUACUUCGCGGCCUUCACCACCAUAUUCUUCCCUUGGCUCGUCGGACCAUGUGAGGUCAGGGAAUCAGAAGUUGAUGGAAGGAAAGAGAAGAAUGUGGUCUACGUCCCCAAAUGCAGAUUUCUGGAAAGCACCAACUGUGUUGGGAUGUGCACGAAUCUUUGCAAGAUACCAUGCGAGAAGUUCAUCCAAGAUUCACUUGGCACGGCUGUCUACAUGUCUCCCAGCUGCCAUCUGGGGGACAGAAAAGAUUGAAGUGGGACCAACAUGUUUGCAGGUUGUAGAGCAAUUGCACUCAAGUUGUACAGAGAAAAUGGAGUACCUCCUACUUGUAAU
This is a messenger RNA of Setaria italica (foxtail millet), 1340 nucleotides long. Its product is annotated as beta-carotene isomerase D27, chloroplastic. The record is from RefSeq and is a predicted model, not a curated record. Gene Ontology annotation, molecular function: iron ion binding. NCBI's taxonomy places the organism in Eukaryota, Viridiplantae, Streptophyta, Magnoliopsida, Poales, Poaceae. The transcript is spliced from 6 exons. The coding region runs from base 483 to 1259 and encodes 258 amino acids.